Messenger RNA from Bradysia coprophila, 1905 nucleotides. RefSeq lists its product as uncharacterized. Lineage: Eukaryota; Metazoa; Arthropoda; Insecta; Diptera; Sciaridae. The record is from RefSeq and is a predicted model, not a curated record.
UUUAGUUCGAGCUACCGAAGUGGAUAGACGUGCGUACGCGUGUUAGCUCGGUUUCUUUUUUAAUUACAUGGUGUGUUGCGAAGCUAUUUAGUUUUCAGUUUUUGAUUCUACAAUCUAAAAAAAGUGAAUUUUGGAUGUCCGUUGUUCGAAAUAUUAAUUACAGUUUUGUGGAUGUUGUACCAGCCGAAGCAGAGAUAGUCUUAAUUGAAAAAUAAUUUUAAAAAAAACUAAAAUUCCGUUAAUUGGAAGUGUGUUGUGUGUAAAAGUCGUGCACUCUGAUCAAUUAACUUGUAUACUGGAUUAAUAUGGAGAUGUCAAUUUGUUUGUGUUUUCUGUUAAUGAUUAUCGGAUACGUCAAAAACAGCGACGGAGCAGAGGAGUCUGAUGCUUUAAUGCAAAAUUCCUGGAAUUUGGAUACACUAUCUCCAGAUGACAUAAGAUGUUACUGCAAUUUAGCCAAAUGUGUGGCCACCGGUUACAUGUGCAAAACAGCCCGAUCACAGAGCGGUGGCUGUUUUUCCGAAGUGCAUAACAGCAAUGAUAAGUCAGUUGCACGUCAUGGCUGUAUGGAAUUGUUGCAAGAUGAUGGUCAUCAAAUGCAAUGCGAUAAUUCACCAAGGAAACACGUCAAACAGUCGUCAUCGUCAUCAUCGUUCGACUCACUGCUAUUAUGUUGUCAUGACGAUAUGUGUAACCACGACAUGGCUGACAACAAGAAAUUAAAACCAAAUCUCACUUCCGAGAACUCUGAUGACAUAUUCCAUGCAUCUGGCUCACCGUACAACGACAAACAGCUGGAAAAGCAACAACAAUAUCCAUAUCCAGUGAACGCUGAAGUGCCACUAUCGUCGUCCGAUUACAGCAGCGAUAUUUGGUUUAAAGUGGCCACGAUAGCGGUUCCGAUUUGUGGUGCCGUCAUACUAUUCAUAUUGAUUGCGUUGGCCAUACGAAUUUUGAAAAAUGAAGGCAUCGAUUCGCCGAAACUGAGCGGAUCGAGUUGCAGUGGCAAUCGUAAGCCACCAGUCGACUACGAAGCGUAUGGUGCGCACGAACAAAAUAUCAAAGAGUCACCGUUACUGAAGCACAGCAUUUAUGGUGAUGGUGCAACCAUUUGUCAUAAUGAUUUGAAGAAUGAAAAUUUAGCCAAGAAAAAUCAUCUGAUGUCGCUGGAGUACAGCUUGUUGCCACAGAGUUGUCAUGAUCCGAGCAAUAAGCCGACGAAUACGGAAGUUGGUAGCGCUUGUCUGUAUAGGAAUAUAAAUUUAAGUUUAAGUCCAACGGCUAAAAGCCGAGACAUGAAUGAUAAAAAGGUAUACGAGAAGGAAGUACUGAGUCCGGCAUCUUAUUGGGCCGGCAAUUACGGCGUCUAAGUUGAUGUGUAGGUUUUGUUUUUAAAUAUUUUUUUUGUUUGUUUUUUAUACCAAUUUGUGUUACAAUGUCGGAAUUCUGUCUCUUUGUGUAUCUUCAAUAAUGUAAAUAUGUAAAAGUAAGGCAAACACCAAUCCAACAUGUGGAAUUUAUGGUGAGACUGGGUUUGGUAGGGAAAAACAAAUCAUUUUGGAGCUGGCGAUCUUUCAUUGACAGAGUACAAAGAUCCACGCGAUUUUCUAAAUUUAAGAUCGUUUAAACCUCAUGGUUCUGAUGAUUCCGCUCACCAUAAGUUCUUUUUUUUAUUAAAUUAAAAGUCUAUUUCAUUGGCCAAUGAUCAUUAAGUUGUAGGAAUUUCCUAGUAGGAAAACAAUUUUUGUAAAAAUUUAGUUUUCGUUUCACGAGCUUUCGCGAACUAGCUAUUGUCCAAAACCAGGUGUGUUAUAAAUUAGUAUUGUUUUGGGGCUUUUCAACCUAAUUUCAUGUCUUUCAAGUGCUCAGUGCAGCUUCCCUAAAAUAUUUCAAAAAUCAAUUGAG